AAUUGUCAGCACCUCUGGAGGUCCUGGUAGAGAAAACGACAUCUACAUCAAUCCACCUCUCAUGGAAGCCUCCACCAAUUCCUAAAGGUCCAAAUCUCAAACUCUUCACCUAUUCACUCACACUCACGCCUCUCACACAAACUGGACAUGGUUUGGAAAAGGAAUUCUCUUUGCCCCCAUCCAUUACAACUAAACAAGUGAAUGGAUUGAGUGAGAGCACUCACUAUGUGGUUCUCCUGUCUGCCAUCUACGGUGAUCACACUCAGAAAUUGAGUCAUGACAAACUGGUAACAGUAUCCGCCCCUAAAUUCACCGUCUACAUACCUCCAGAAGUACAACAAGACUUACCAGUAGGAGAUGACGGCAUACCUGUAGGAGAACCAGUUUGCAAUUGCAGUGAUAUGGGAAUGGUGGCGUGUACAAGAAGACCAGGAUUCGUGGAGUGUGCUUGCCAACCAGGGUAUGCUGGUACGUGGUGCGAGGAGUGUGCUCCAGGAAACUUCCGAGCUGGUAAAGAAUGCGUAGUAUGCCCAUGCUCUAAUGUCACAUCCACGGCUGAAUGUAAAAUGGAAACAUCUGGUCAAGUGUCGUGUGUGAAAUGUCUACCGGGUCACCGUGGCAGUCUUUGCACCUCGUGUACAGCAGGAUAUCAGUGGACAGAUGAUCGUUGUCUCCCCCUCGAUUGCCUCAGCUCGAGCUUGUGUGCAGAGCAGAAGGAUGCUCCAGGAUGCGAAGACUGCAUUUAUCUGGAGAACAAAUAUCCAACAACUGCACAAAGAAGUAAUUCAG
Parasteatoda tepidariorum (common house spider) is the source of this 789-nucleotide messenger RNA. The record is from RefSeq and is a predicted model, not a curated record. NCBI's taxonomy places the organism in Eukaryota, Metazoa, Arthropoda, Arachnida, Araneae, Theridiidae.